Molecule: messenger RNA, 2271 nt
Organism: Trichomonas vaginalis G3
Lineage: Eukaryota; Parabasalia; Trichomonadida; Trichomonadidae
Product: MYB-binding protein 1A family member family
Exons: 1
Coding region: 1-2271 (756 amino acids)
Biological process (GO): regulation of DNA-templated transcription
Cellular component (GO): nucleolus
Molecular function (GO): transcription factor binding; DNA binding
Source: RefSeq, a predicted model, not a curated record
AUGACUUCAAAAGCAUCAAUCCAAGCAUUCGCGCAAGAAGCUGAUAUUGAGGAAUCUGUUCGUCAACUACUCAAGAUCACAAAGGAAAGCGCAGAGAACUUAAAUACAACUAUCGAUACACUUGUUCAGUUAAUAUCCGACGACAAGAACCAGAAAAACAAGCCAAGAUACUGCUACAUGCUUACCUCACUUCUUAAGAAGAACAAAUCAGAGAUUUCAGGCAAAGACUUACUCGUUAAUUUAAGAAAAGCAGUUCCAGAAGAAGGAAGGAAAGAUCAAAAGCGCAGACAUCGUACAGCAUAUAUAUUAUCAUUAGCCUGUGUCUCACGUGCAGGAUUAUUAAAGCAAAAUUAUCAACUCGCAGCUGAUUAUAUUCAAACACUUUAUGAUAUUACAACAGAGCACCCAGUUCACACAGGCAUGGCUUUUAGCAUUAUUGCCGAUAUUGCUAGUGCAAACAUUCCAGAUUCAGACACUUUCAUGGAAUUAGUUCAUCCUGUUGUAAAUCCAUCACAGAAAAUCAUCGAGAAGAAUGUUGACGCACUCUACAUGUGGACUUCAUUCGAAAAAGAAUUCAAGUCCGUUGCUAAUGACGAAUUAUUAAAUCGUCCACUUUCUAAAGAAUACUUGCUAAACUUUGCCGAAGUCUUACUUCAAACAGCUGAUUACAGACCAAGUAUCCAUCCAAUAUGGUAUCUCCUUGCAAAAAUCGAUCAUAAACAAUUAUUAGAUCAUGUAAGCGAACUUUGGCUUCCAGACUACCAAAAGAACAAACCACUUAUUGCUUACGCUGUAACUGCUUGUGUUCCACUCUUAGAUUCCGAUGGACUUCUUGACUUUCUUGGAAAUAAGAGUCUUUUUGUUACAUCUCUUUCAUUUGCCUCCAAGAAGCUUCUUAUCCCAGUUCUUAUGCCAAAAUUCGAAGAAUCAUUCAACAAAGAUAAGGAAACAUUGUUCAAAUUAUUAAUUUCAUUAUUAUCUAUCGACGGAGAUCAUUCUGACAUCACAAAGAUCUGUAAUGACAAGUGCUCAUCACUUUCCGAUGAAGAUACCCUUGCUCUCGCUGAAGCUCUUAAAGAUGCUCCAUCUCAAUCAUACAGAACUCUUCUUUGGGCACAGAAAACACGCGCCAACAUCAAGGAUUAUUCAGUCAUUCCGAAAGUAUUCGCUUUGGCCUGCCAACAUGCCAAAACUGACGAUGAUCGUCUUAAAUUAUCAGAAUUUGUCGGAGUCAACUUCAUGAGAUGCACAUCCGAUGGCACAACAUGGUUCACACUCCUUACAGGUAUCGAUUUCUCCCUAGCAGAUUCACCAACGAACGUUCCUCAGCUUGCAGAUAUGACGAACCGCCUUAUUGAUGGUAUCAACAAGGUCAACAGCAUGCUGAACAUCACACCCGAAGUCGCUAAGGUCGAGAGUACAAUCGAAUCCGUUUCAAAGACCUGUGGAGAGUUAUUAAGAUCAGAUCGUGACCAUAUGAAGGAAGUUGGCAAGUUACAAUUGAAGCGCGCACUUCCUUACUUGGAUCCAUCCACGGUUCCAUCCAUUUUCUGCGACGCAGAGUUACUUUCAAUGGCGGUCCGAAUUCCGGAGUUAUGUGGUGCAGUUUUGCCUAUGUUUAUUGAACAUAUCAGACAGUUAAGCGACAGCCAGCGCCAAGAAAUGCUUAAGGAGCCGCUCAAAAAACUCCCGAUUUCUUCAGAUGACGCUUUAAAGAUCGCUCAGAACGUUGUCAACAGGGCAAAGUCACUACAGAACGAAUCAGCCGCUAAACUCCAGGAUAGAUACGUCAACGCUCUGAUGUCUUUGUUACCUGAUGAUCAAUUACAGAAAUUGGUAUCGACGCAGGUAUCUAAAGUACUCACAGAAGGUAGUGAUAAUGGUGUUGAUGUUAUUACUACUCUAAUUGGCCUCAAUUCUCAAACUGCUUUCGAUGUUUUGGAUUCUGUCACAAAAGUGGCUCCAAAGGUCGAACAACCAAAGAGAUUGGAGAUCAUGAGGAACUGGAUAUCAGAGUGCUGCAAGAAUGGCGAUAUUUCGUCUGAUUCUAUUGUUGAUGCAAUUUUUGCCGCAAUCAACUACGAAUACAACGAAACACCAAGUUCUAAGAAGAAACUCGAAGCAGCGUUGAAAUGGGCUGAUAGACUCAUUAAGAAACUCGAAAGAGAUAUAAACAGAAACAAAUUCAGAGAAAUGAUGCCAAUGAUCGCUGCAACUGGCUCUAGAGAAGCUGGAAAUCUGAUUCGUUCAAUCACACUUUCUGCAGAAUAA